Messenger RNA from Cryptotermes secundus, 10364 nucleotides. Its product is annotated as beta-1,4-glucuronyltransferase 1. Bases 393 to 1967 code for a protein of 524 amino acids. NCBI's taxonomy places the organism in Eukaryota, Metazoa, Arthropoda, Insecta, Blattodea, Kalotermitidae. The record is from RefSeq and is a predicted model, not a curated record. The transcript has 5 exons.
GUGCAAAGGAGAAGCCUGGAUCGAAAUAGCUCGCUGGUCGCGUCUAUCUUUUGUUUAUUUCCCGUCCAUGCUACCGUCCGCUCAUCGUUCUGCAAAAUAAAAUGGUGGUGAGACUUGAGAGUGUGGUGGUGAGUGCGGUGAGACAGUGGUGAGUUACAAGAUCGAUCCACAAGACUACGCCGGGCUUGUUUACAGAUAAGAUGCGCUGCAGUUGCACUGACCACUGUCACUAGAUCCUCCAGAUGUGUCAGUGUGCUGUAGCGAGGUGACCCAGCGAGACAUGACGCCGCCGAUGUGCGACUUGGGAUGAAGCAGUCACUGAAACUGCAAGGUCGCAACUAUCAGCGUCGUCGACGUCGGGGUAGAAGAAGACGAUAUCACUCCCUGUCACCAUGUUCACCAGAAGGAACUGGGUGCUGCGUCUCAGCAUCAUCCUCAACAUCGCCGUCCUACUGUAUGUAGGGAGACACAUCGCCUCCAAGAAUGGAGGUGUCGACUUCAUUGAAGAACUUCAAGCUUCCGGGAGGAACUUGGCAUCAAUCGACAUUUCUCAGUUGCCUUUAGAGCCUGCAUCUUCAGGCGGUAAUUCAGCUGCUGCUAAGUUCAUUAUACUUGACAAUACAGAUAGAAGUGCAACUGCUAGAGGCCAAUCUAAUUCUGAAGGAAAGCAGUCACCGACAGUAGUUUCGGCUUCGGACGUUGCAUCGUCUAUCAUAAUAUCGACGAAAAAACCUACAAAACCUUCGUCAUCCGUAGCGACUUCAGAACAAUCUGUUGUAAUGGAUUUGAGAGAGCAGAAAAGCUCUCAGAGUGUGCCGGAAACUCUACAAUAUGUUAACGGUACCAUGAAGAAGCUGGAGGACGCGGUGAAGUGCCAUGAUAGAAGCGUUGAACCACGGACCGCACAGCGGAGUGAUUUCUGGGUGUUGUAUAAUUACAUCCCAGCCACCCGAAAGUUCCGUUGCCAUGAGAGUAUAACCUAUACGACUCACGCAGACUAUACAUUUCUAGAUAAUCUCGUCCCUUUGUUAGAAAGGUGGCAGGGACCUGUAUCUUUGGCAAUGCAUGCCCCAGGGACGGAUUUCGCUCCCACAUUGGAAGCGAUACGCUAUGCGCGUGAUUGUCUCUCGCCUUUAAUUAGUGAAUUUGUGACUUUUCAUGUGUUUUUUGGUACGAGACAUGUUCCGAAGCAGGUGCCUUCGGCGAGCAGUGUAAUAAAGGAAUCUGCCAAUUGUUCCCUGCCUGCCCCUUGGGCGAAUGUCUCUUCGGCGGCUCUUUACAAGACCAAGGCAAAGAUUCUUUACCCAGUCAACAUUGGAAGGAAUGUGGCCCGGGAGAGCGCAGUGACCCACUACAUUUUGCCUUCGGAUAUCGAGCUGUACCCGAGCCCCGGACUCAUUCAGAACUUCCUUGACAUGGUUCGCAGGCAGGACCCGCCCCUCCUGCACACCAACCCCAAAGUAUUCCCUUUACCCAUAUUUGAGCUUGAGAAGGGAGUCGAGCUCCCAGCCAACAAGACACAGCUGGUGACCAUGCUGAAGAAUGGAACUGCAAUCCCAUUCCACAAGAAAUUGUGUCCUGGCUGUCAUAACAUCCCCAAAUCAAAGGAGUGGAUAGCUGCAAAGGAGACCACUGGAUUGCAUGUGUUUCAUAUUGGAAAGCGCACAGGAUACUUUGUUCACUGGGAGCCUAUCUUUAUUGGUACACAUUAUGACCCAUUGUAUGAUGAGAGACUUAGCUGGGAGGGCAAGAGUGACAAGAUGACGCAGGGCUAUGCACUGUGUGUACUGGACUACGAGUUCCAAAUCUUGGAUAACGCAUUCCUAGUACACAAACCAGGUAUCAAGACAAUGAAGAAGGAUCCGCAACGGGCCAUGUUGGCUGGGAAAACCAAUGCACUCAUAAGGAAGGUCAUAUUCCCUGAACUGAAGGUGCUGUAUGGUACCAAGAAGGGUUGUGCAGUUUGACCAAGGUUGACUCCACCCAGCAACAAAACCUCGUGCAGGUGAUAGUGGAGUGCACCACUGUACUUAAUUGUAACAUAGUCUCAAGCAUUACAUGUGCCAUGUUGCUUAGCAUUAAACUUAGUAUGGCAUGAAACUUGCAGUGAUAUCUAUGUUGUUAUUGUUGUAGUAAUGAAAGAACAAAGCUGAACAAAAGCUUUCUGUAGUUCUAAUUAUUUUCUGAGAGACAGAACUGUGUUAGUUGUAAGAUUUUUUUAACUGGCUUAUUUUCUGAAUUUUCUUUCCUCAUAAUGGUUCCUUUUAAACAGGAUGUUUAAUUUGAUUAGGCUUCUGAAGAGCCUGCUUGCUUCAUUCCAGUGUUCUCAGUCUGAUUUUUCAAGUAUCCCCAGAAAUAAUUUUAUUAUGUCCUAAUUUUACUUUCUCAUUAACUAGUACUGAGCAAUGUAUUCUAACCCAUGAACAGAAAGAACUGUGGGAUAUUUAGGACUUUUUUUAUGUAAAUUUCCUCUCUCUUAAUAUGAAACUUAACGAGAAAGUGAUGUGGUUUUUAAUACACUAUUAAUGAGUUGUCCACCUUUACCAGACAUUUCUAACAGUAAGUAAAGACUUUCAAGAUGGGGUAGUUUGUACAUCCGGAUAUUCACAAAUAGCCAUGGAGUUCACAUAUUUGUAGUGUUGGUUGUUUAUGUAAAAACAGGUAUUUACUUUGAUUUUUUAUUCAUGUGUCUAGUCCCUAAUUAUUGCAGUUUUAUACACAGAUGCAAUGAAUUAUGAAGUACUGUAAAGGAUUUAAAAAAUAUGUGUGUAUUGAACCCAGCAACCAAAUUCAUUUCCAUUUACAUUGGAACCCAUCUGAACAAAAGUUACAUUCUUUGUAAGAUGUCAUCAUUUGCCAUUUUAUGUUCCUUUAUUUAUAUGAUACUAGUUUGCUCUUGCUUUAAAAGCCUACAUGUGUACCACAUUUUAUAGAGGGAGCUGAGUAGUGUUGUGUUCCUUCUGUACUUCCCUUAGGUUGAUGAAUAGACAAAACAAUUCACAGAAGUAUGGGGCAUGGAGCAAAUCCAAUACCUAUAACAGGAAUUUAUGUGUUCAUUAUUGAUAUUCAUGUAAGUCAGGAAUUGUGUAGAUCAUUCACAUUCCAACUUAAGCAACAGAUUCUAUGCAAUGGAGUCAAAGCACUUUAUAUGGAAGGGAAAAGAUGAGACAAAUUGAUAAUUAGAAAAUGUCCAAAUAUUUAUUAUGUUUAUUCAGAUGGAAAAUAUGGGGGUACUUAAACCACAGACUUGAGAUACACUGCAUUAAAGAUGAAUAUGGAUUUGUAACAUGAGGACUGGCAUUACAAUUUAAUUUGAGUGUUCUGAAUAUUUAUAAUAAACAAAAAUGUUAACAUAUGCAAAUAUUAUAAGGCAAUAAUUGAUGCAAAAUAGAUUUACAAACAGAUUUUUGAACGUACAAAAUGAUGCAUGUUCCCAAGUAAUCAUUUUUAGUUUGCUGAACAGUAAUUCUAAUAUUCAGAACUCAAGGGUAUAAGCUUUAGACCAUAUAAAGUCACAAAUUCUGUGCAUCUAUAAAUAAUAAUAAAUAAUUGCCACAGCCAAGUAUUUACCUCUUCCACCAGUUAAAAAAAUAAACAUGUAACUUGUGUUUAAGUAGUAAUGUACAUGCUGAGUUAAACCUAAUUCUGACAUUCUUCCCAUUAUAUUUCAGGCUGCAAGAAAACAUUUAAUGCUUUUAUUAUUGCCUUUUUAUUAGAUGAGCAUCAAGACUUUCCUGUUUCUAGUCAUAAGGAGGUAAAAAUAUAGAAAAUUCAAUACAUUCCUAGAAAAAUUUGUAUAGUUUUGAGUGACAAGGGAAAACUAGAUGUAUGUGAAACAAUUAAAUGCUCCAAUGAAAAGAGUCUCGGUGCAGAAUUGGUAACAUUGUUUCUGUGUGAAUGUUCAAUAUUUGUGCCAUUAUAAACAGUAUAGUUCAUAGAUAUGUUGGUCUUUACAAAACGUGAUGGAGUAAUAAACAUGUCGGGAUUGUGCAGUGGUUACAAAGUCAACUCUAAAUUCACAAUUAUAUUUAAAAAUAGUACUGAGUCCUUCACACCAGCAUUUACAUUGCAUUAUGAAGAAUGUGUGCCUUAUCAUCUGUUCCGAUCCUAACCUUUCUAAAGACAGUAUACAUAAAGAGAUUUAGUCUCUAGGAUGUAGAGUUUGAAAUCUGUAGAUAAGGAAUAGGUAGUAUGAAUACAAUUUUUUAUUAAUAAUUUUAAUUUUUGGUUUCUAGACACAUUUUGAUAUAGGAAACCCUUCUCCAGAAAUAUUGUUUUUGAACAUUUGAGGCAUGUGGAUAGAUGUCAGUGGUGCUGGUUAAGAGUUAUGUUCCUGCUUGAUAUUGUGUGUGUCUUUUAUAAUAGGUGUAUGAGUACUUAUUGUAACAAGGAUGACAGACCAUUUAAGGCAUUGUGCCAAAACCUAAUACAAAAAAUAUCGUUCUCACCUCACAAGUCUAUGUGUAAAUUAAUGUUUUGUUAGUAAUUUAGUUGCUUCUUUACAUCAGAAUACAUCUUUGAAAGAAAAUUUUGCAUAUCCAACAAUUAUUUUUGGUUUGCAACUUGUGGCACUCAUGCCAGUGGCUCAUCAUCACUGAAUUAGACAAUGUAUUACUGUAUGUUUUAUUUAGCCUUCAAUAUAAUUUUUCUUAUAUGUAUGAUGUAUUGCUAUCCUUAAGCUUGAUUUAUUUUCCUUAUGACAUGAAACAAUACCGACAUCUGGUUCCCAAAAGAAUAGUUAUGAAUCUGUGUGAUUCCUCUCAAUAAAAAUGGCAAAGGAUUUAGACAGAUGAUAGUAAAAAUUACAUGUACAUCUCUUGGGCUUCAGUUGUUGCAGCAGUAUGGAAAUAUGACACAGUAGGCAUGAACUUGUAUUCAAAACCCAUCAGUGCUUCUCAAACUAUUCUUGUGCUCUUCAGUGCAACAUUACAGACUAUAGCUUCUUUAUGUUGUGAAAGCUAGCAUGUGUUCUGAAUACUCAUAAUGUUGGUAUAUCUUUUCUGCUGUAGAUGUGAAUUUUUAAAUGACUCAGCAUAAUAAAACAAAUUAUAUUUUUACAUAUCAUUCCUGUAUUAUAUAACAUGCAGUACGGUAAAGCUUAGUAAAAAAUGUCUUAUGUAAGAUCUAAUCCUCCAUGGGUAGUUCAUAGUUUGAGAAGCUCUGCGCUUCUGUAUCAUAUAUAUAUAUAUAUGUUUGAUCAAGUUGAUUUUAAUCUGCCAGCAAGAUAAUGUUUAAAAUGGCUAAUUUUCAUAAUAUUCACUAUUAAUAUUAUUUUUUAUAAUACAAACAUUUAUUCUGAUUAUCUGAAGUUGUGUCAUGUAGAAUGCAAAUUUAAUUUUGCAGUUUAGCAGUCUAAUAUUAACAGGACAAAACUGAUUGACAUGGAAACCAUGUUUUUAUGUGAAAUUAAAGACAUUAGGAGAAAAUUAACAUGUUGAUAAUCCUAGCACAAAAAGAGCCACUGAGAAUUAUAAUCUAGCAUUCUGUAUAUUAAAAAAUGUUCUUGAAACAGGUGAUAAUAGCAUACAUAUGUUUCUUUAGUUUAUUUUACAAACUAAAUUAUCUCCACAGCACAAUCAUGAUUUAUAGAAGAAGGAAAAAUUCUGUUCCGAACAUUGUAAGUAGGCUCUCACUGUGGACCUAAAUUUGCAUCUACACAUUGAACAUCAUGAUGGUGAUCUGCAACUACAUAACCUCUGUUAUUUUAUGCCUGAAAUGUCUUUGGGGAUAUGUCAUCAUCAAGUAGUGACAAAGAUUGUUACAGCAUUGUCAUAAAUUUACUAUCUUCCAUUUUCACUAUACUUUUGAUAUUCAUAUGCCAGAGUGAAACUGAAGCAUACUGGAUUAAUUCAGUCCAAUAAUGAACCAUCUGUUAUAACUUGUAAUUGUAGUCAAUAAGUGACUGAUCCCACUCUACAGUUUCAGCUGUUCAGCCAUCUGCAGGAUGUCCAUCAAAUUAAAACAGUACAAAAAUUUUUACUUAUCAUUAUUUAAUGCAGAUACAUUAUCUGCUAUGUGGGAAUCCAGAAACUGACUCCUUUCAAAAUUUUCUUAAAUGAUUUAUAUGCUAGCUUGAUCAAGAGGUGUAAAGCCAACUAAACUAUUAACAAAACAAAUAUUGUUGAAACUUUUUACUGACAACAACCUUGUUUUUGGUGACUUUUUGCAGGAUGAAUAAUUUCUAAUAUAGCUGUGUGAGGUGAAACACGCUAAUUAAUUUUCAUUUUCAGACUCAUUUCACGAAAGAUAGUAUGAAAAUGUUUAGUUACCAACAUUAAGCUGUGAAUUAGAAUGUAUUUAAGUCAUAACAGAAUUUCACUUCCAUCAGUCAGCAAACUUAAGAUAAGGUUUUCUUACAUAUAUAUUCCUGGUUCUGUUGUUUGUAUUAUAAAGAAUACACAACUAACACUAAAACUUAAUACUAGAAAAGUAUUUAAAUGCCUUUCAAGAGUGCAUAAAAUACAUGAAAUUGCUUCGAAAUGAGAAGUACUUUAUGUGUAUAUAACGAAGUUGUGUAGUUCCUGAAUACAGCUAUGAUCUUUGCUGUAUACUUUCCAUCACUAUGAGGUCAGCGAUUAAUUGGUCAUGGUUGGCCAUGUUAUUGCCACAGUAACAGAGGAAAGAAGAGUUUUAACAUAUUAUAUUUAUGAGAAUUAGCAAAAACAACACACUUAUUGUUCUAUUAUCCAUGAUUCCUUACUAUAUAGGAGAGCUUAUAUGAGUUGUAGGGUAGUAUGGUGGCAUUAUUUACAUAUAUAAAUAUGUUACCAAUUUCAAGAAAGUUGGUAGUAAUUCUUCAACAUUAAAAUUAUGUUUACCAAAAUCGUCUUACUGGAGAUGUUAUUGAACACAGGAUUUUUCUUCCAUAAAGAUGGUAUGUCAUAUCCCCAGAGACGUUUUAGAGUAAGUUUAAUGUAUAUUAUGCAAUAUUUUUCUUUCCCCAUCACCUUUAUCUGUGUAGUAUCAAUUCUGUCACAGUGGCACAUGUACAAGAUUGUACAGUGGUAAUUAUGGUGACUGCUGUCACCUAAUUCAUUAACAAAUAAUGUCUAUAGGUAAGAUUAUGUAAUGUGUAGUGAUAAAGAGAUGGAGACUGAUAAUUCUGCACCUGAACUAUUUGGUAAGUAUUGCUGUUGCUAUAAUAUUACAUGCCACUUAUUUACCGUUAGAUUUAGAUAACCAUUGCAGGAUUGGUAGUUAUGAAUCGUGGAAGGAUUUUGAAGAAUGUAGCUCUUAUUUCUGUAGCAUAUAAUUUGUUUCUUGUCUUAUUAAAGUUAUCUCGAGUUUGGCAAAUUUAGUCUGGAAAGUAGAGUGUUGGAAUUAUAUCUGGAUCUAUUAGUGGAAUGGGAUAGAUAUGAAAAAUUGAAAGAAUAUUUAAAUUUGAUGGGAAUUUACUGAAGAUGGCUGUAAUGUCACAUUAAAAAAUGUUAUAAUAUAUGAAACUUUCACAUAAUCUUCUGAAGCAAUCAGCUGCAUUGGGUUGACUCAGGGACUACUGUUUUAGACACUUGCUAUGUCACAAUUACAGUCAAUGUGGGCGACAUUCCACAUGUCCUGAUGAGGAUGACAGAGCAAGUCUCAAAACAUUUCAUUCAAAGAUCGAUCAUUGGUACAAGACCACAAAAUAUAGAACUUUUCACAGAAUAUAUUACGUGUAUCAUAAGCAAUAGCAAAAGGACAUACAUUUCAUAAUAUAUAUAUAUGCAACAAGCCACCAUAAAAUAAAUGCUGUCAGUUAUGUAUACAAUAUCUGUAAUUGAAAUAAAUCUACAAGAACAUAAAACCAAUUACAGAAUUAUAUAAUAAAACAAUAUACCACCUAAAAAUCUCAAUCUAUGGUUUAAAACAAUCUCUUUAUACUUGUUUCUACUAAAACUCUUUCCCUUCAGUCAACAACUCUCAACAAGUACACUGUUUUCAUGAGUUCCACACUCCUCCUCCUCAGUCACAAUUAUAUAUCCCUACUUAUUUGCUCUGUAGACAAUUGCACAGAUGAUGUAAACAACGUUCUGUUUAUGGAACAGCAGCAAUAAAAUGCAAAAAUCUAAAUCUUUAUUUCCAGCAAUAAUAUACCUCUAUGGUAUAGAAGGAAUUUGUGAGAAGAAAUCUCUUUAAGGCUGCUCUAAAUUUAGAAGUGUCAUUUACGAGUUGCAUAAGAGCCAAAGAAAGAUGAUUAAAAAGUUUAAUAGGAGUAUAACUAACUCCUUUCAUAUAUAUUGAUAAAUUUGCUACUGGAAAAUUAAGAUAAGUUAUAUUAGCCAGGGAAGCAAUCAUCUUAACUGCACAUCCCCUCAUGUGACUAUCAUGCAUUAAUGAAACUUCUGUGGGAACAUCCCACAUACUAACACGUGGUUUUGCCGGUCUAACAGACAGCACUCACUCCUAGUCAAUAUCACAUUGCCACACUCUGUACAUUCAAUUUAUACAAUUUAAUAUAUACAAUUGUUACAGAUUCACAUGGUUGUCUUUUAGAACAUUGACAAUCCCACACUUCAUGUUUUUGACACUUUAAAUAUGUUUCCUUGUUGUUAAGCAGUUUCAGUGUAGAUUCCUUCACUAAAUUACAUAAAUGAACUAAUUUUCUGUUCACAUUAUUAAUUUCAUUGUCAUUAUCUUUCUUUGAAGAGUUAAUUUGACCAUUAAUAAUAGUUGGUUUAUACUUUAGAUUAUGAUCAAUUGUUGGUUUAUUCUGUUCUUUAUGAUGAUCUAAUAUAGGUUGUUGAACAGCAUUCUUUGGGUGAUGGAUAUCCAGGGAUUCAUAUCUUUCCAUUAUCCUUCCUUUUCACAUACAGGUAAUUGCUUGAAGAAACUUCCAAGUGUUUCCGGAUGAUUAGCUUUCAUUCUUUCAUCUUGGCAAACAGCAGUUUCUGAUUGGUUAGCCAAUAUAGUAUAUCUGUUAUUAUUUUCUAUGGGCUGAUUUAAUUGACAUUUAUUAAAAUUUCUUGCCCUAAAUUCGUUGUAUGGUUGUGCGCUGGCCCAUUCCCUAGGCGAAGUGAUAUCAAUACUAGUUUCAUACUCUAAAGUAGUGUCAGAUGGCUUGUACGUCUUCUUUGUAGUAAUAUCAUUUAUCUCUAUACAAGAGCUUAAUUAUUAAUUGAGAUGAACUUAAUUCCUUACAUAGUUCUUCUAAUUGGCUCACUAAGUUCACACAAUUUAAGCAGUUAUAUUCACUAUUAUCAACUGUAUUAUAACUUUGUUGUUGAGACUCCAAUUCCCAUGUUACAUUACAGUCCGCCAUAUUGAAAGAUUGUAUAUUAACAUAUAAAGACAGAUGCUAAAUAUCAUGUUAAGACUCUUAAUUCUACAACAGACUCCUGCAAAUGUUUUAACGCAGGAACCAUAAACACAUUCAUUCCCAAUAGGCUAAUAGGUGUCAUCACUGAUGAUAGACUCACUCACAGUCCAGCUGUAACAUAUACAUAACAAAUGAAAGAACAAUUAUAGAACAUUAUUCAUUCAGCUGAUGUGGGGAAUGUUCCUCACACCAACCCCAAUGAUGAUAGCAGAGCAAGGCUCCAAAACAUUACUGCUCAACUGAGCCCUGAUGUAGCUGAUUCCCUGGAAAGAUUCUAGUCCAUUUAAAAAUUAAUUGUAAAAUUUUCUGUUACUUUUGUUGAGAAAACUAAAUCUCAGAAUCAGCCAAAUUAUGAAAAUAUAUGUAGUCCAAUUUAACUGAAACUUAACAGAUGUAAAACAUUUUUUAGCAGAUUCAUAUGUUAAAUUCUCUGUCACAUCUCUGUGUCACCAGACAUUUGCAUGGUUAUAGAGAAAGGGCAGUCUUAAUCUGGUUCAUAUUACGGCAUUGCUUGAGGCAUCCAUAUUGUGUAUAGUAGAUAUAAGAACACUUAGAGAUGAGAAAAUCAAUUGUCUAUGUUAAUGUGUAUCUGAAAAUACUCAGCCUGGAGUGAUGACAAACAAAAUAAGAAGUUUGCAUAUUUGAGUACUUUUCUACAUUUUGUAACUUAAGAUCCAAAGAUGCCAACUUUUACCCUAGAAAAUUGCUCAAGGCUGAAUGUUUUUGCAGAAUUUGGGGGUGAAGGGUUAUUGGUGGAGGUUGGUGUAGCCACAUAUAACACAUUUAAAGUGCUCAUUCUCCAGUUGGCUCAGGGGUAUCUGGAAUGAAUAUUAUCAUAGCAUAUUGGCGUGUUCAUUUGUUAUGAAGCCUGUGUUCUGUAGUAGGGCAGAGUAAGAGUGGUAUAAGAGUCACGGUGUAACACAGUACCUCUUGGUGCCAUUCUAAUGUCAAAUACAGAGUUUGCAGAUAUGAUUAUAUGUAUUACGAGUUUUAACAUUUUUAAUUCUUAUCUCUUAACCGACUGAAAGUGGUGAGAAAUAAACUUAUAAGUUAUUUACAAAACCACAUA